Molecule: messenger RNA, 3049 nt
Organism: Sceloporus undulatus (fence lizard)
Lineage: Eukaryota; Metazoa; Chordata; Lepidosauria; Squamata; Phrynosomatidae
Gene: CBLN4
Product: cerebellin 4 precursor
Exons: 3
Coding region: 280-876 (198 amino acids)
Molecular function (GO): protein binding
Source: RefSeq, a predicted model, not a curated record
AGAGGUCACUGGGAAGCCCUGCCUUGGGCAAGAGGAUCGCUCUCUCUCUCUUUUUGGUGGGGGGAGAAAAAAGAAACAAGAGAGGCACACACCAAAGCCAGGACUUUCCCCUUCUCUGUUUGUCUCUGGGAAUGCUGGAAAGGCGCAGGAGAAGAGCAGCUCUGGCUGAUGCGUUGGCAGCCGUUGGUGUGUUGGUGUGCCAGAGAGUGAGUUGGGUCCCUUUGGCUGCUGCUUCUGCUGCUGCUCUGUGUCUUUGAUUGCCUCCUUUGGUGCUGAACCAUGGGCGUUUCGACCAGAGCGCUGUCCCUGGUGCUGACCGUCCUCUUGGCCUUGGCGCUGCCCAUCUUUUCGCAAAAUGAUACAGAGCCUAUCGUCCUGGAAGGGAAAUGCUUGGUGGUCUGCGAUUCCAACCCGGCCACCGACACCAAGGGCUCCUCGUCCUCGCCCCUGGGGAUCUCCGUGCGAGCAGCCAACUCCAAGGUUGCCUUCUCGGCGGUCAGGAGUACCAACCACGAGCCCUCCGAGAUGAGCAACAAGACCAGGAUCAUCUACUUCGAUCAGAUCCUAGUAAAUGUGGGAAAUUUCUUUACAUUGGAGUCUGUCUUUGUAGCACCAAGAAAAGGAAUUUACAGUUUUAAUUUUCAUGUAAUCAAAGUCUAUCAGAGCCAAACAAUCCAGGUUAACUUGAUGCUAAAUGGAAAGCCAGUCAUUUCUGCUUUUGCCGGAGACAAAGAUGUUACUCGUGAAGCGGCCACAAAUGGAGUCCUACUCUAUCUAGACAAGGAAGAUAAGGUAUACCUGAAACUGGAGAAAGGUAAUCUGGUUGGUGGAUGGCAGUACUCUACAUUUUCUGGCUUCCUGGUCUUCCCACUGUAAGGUCAGUUACCCAGUGACAUUCACCCAAGUGUGGACCAGUCAAUGCUUAUGUUCUUUGAAGAUCAUCUUCUCAUCCUCUGGAUUGAUGUUUUCUUUCUUGGUUUCUCAUGGGUGAAUAUGGAUUCUAUUGUCCAACAUUUGACCCUAUACGAACUCCUCUAGGAUUGCACCGAAGUUUGUGUGUUCAAAUACAGUACAUUUGGAUUAAGACUUAAAGCAGACAAUAAAUAUCUAUGCUUGAUGUUACAGAAUAAAGCUGCCUGCAAGAUUUAUUCUGAAUUCCUUUACAGGACUUGGAUUUUUGGGAGAUGUGGAUAAUCAUUAUCUCCCCCUAUCCUGAUUAUAUUUUUAAAAAGACUGGCAACCAGGUCUGUAAAUUAAGAAUCUUUGAGUUCUGUCUUCAAUCAAGAUUAAUACAUAGCUGCCAAAGAACUGUUCAUUGAUCUAUUAGUUAUAUAACGUCUUUGUUUCCCUCACUCUAAAAAUUAACAUAAAUUCAUUUUGUUCAGUUGGAAAGGAAUAGAUAAUGGUUAUUGAUAAAGGAUUGAGUUCAUUACUCCUCUUUGUACAGUGGGUGAAUCACUUAGAAGUUUUCCUUCAACUAGUUAAUCUCAAAAGAGGACCACCCUGCUGAACAUCUGUGAGCCGUGGCUGGAUGUUAUUUGCACACUGAACAAAUUUAUAUUCUACAGAAAGUAUUUUCUAGUAACAAGAAGAGAUUAUAAUGGUAGGAAAUAAUGCUUACGAAGGUUAAAUGGGAUUGUUUUGGCAAACCUCACUGGAAUACCCUUGCUCCAUAAGAAAAUUACACUUGUUCUUCACCUUUAAUUAACGUGAUUGAUAAUAACCACUUUGUUAAAAAACCGAAGGGAUUCAUUCCUUAGACACAGCUAAUUCAUUCGUCUGAGAUGGAAAUCCUGCCCCCUUGUUUUUAAUUAUGUCAGUUUCUCAAGCCUUCUGUUGUGUGUGUGGUGUCAUCUGGUUUUGCCUUAACUCCACAAAUGUAUAUAAUGAAGGUAGAUAUUGUGGGCUUUGUCCAGACCAAGUUAAGCACUGUACAGUGCAAUCCUAUGCAUGUCUACUCAGAGGCAAGUCCUUCUGAGUUCAGUGGGUCUUUCUUCCAGGAAUUGUUUGUAUAGGAUUGCAAUCCUAAAGUCUUACUGGUUUCAGUGGAAAAGACUUAAGCACAGAUGUAAUUCUUCCAUUGAAACCAGGUGGACUUAGAUGUGGUAACUUUUGACAGAUCAGCGCCUCAUCUGUUUAUCAAAUAUUCAGUCCAAAUAGCCAGUACCCAAACUUGGUGCAAUAUCUUUUCUGUCUUUUUGUAAAGGCCAUAUGAAUUCAUAAAUUUAUUUAUUAUGUUGCUGUUACAGAAUAAAAGUUAAUAUAUGUUAGUGUAUUUCUUAACCUUUGGGCUCCUAGAAAAGCAUCACCCUCCCCCUCUUUUAAAAGAUGCUAUCAGAUAGCAACUUAUCAUUUUAUGCAAGGUUAAAGAAUGUCCAUAGGAAAAAGUUUGUGGUUUUUCUUUUCCUCUCUCCCAAAGUACAGAAAGCAAUCAGUAUACAAAAAGCACCACUAGUUUCUCUGUGUGUUUUGAUGGACAAUUUAAAAAACAACAAAAAACCUCUCACGUAUUUUAAGAAUAAAUAGGAGUGUUGCUCCCCCCCAUUUCUGUUCCCUUAGUGUUACCCUGACCUACAACAGAAAUAUACAUGAAGACAGAUUCCACACAGAUCUAGUUUCACCAUGAAACAUUUUUCUAUGGCAAAGAACAAGAAGGAGCAAAUAACAAGACUAUAUUCCUUCCCUAUUCCUGGUACAGAAAUAAUCUGGACUAACAUUUGAAUGUAGUGGUUGCUGGUAAUUUCCAUGUUAAUGGGGCAGUGAAUCCAAAUUUUCAUCUGAACUUUAAAUGAGCUAUCAGAUGUGCUGAACCCAUUUUGGAGGAUAGUGUUCAGCACUUUGAAUAGUUCCUUUCAAAUGUGAACUGAAACCUGGAGUAAAUUCACCACCUCACUGACAUAAGAACUACCAACAACCACUAGUUGAUUUUUACUUUGGGCAAUGAGAUAGCCUUCUUCACUGCACAUGGGUCCACAAAUUGCAUUAGGGAGGUCAAGAUAGGACUAUGUGACAUAGGAGUUUAUCACAUGGCUUAAAAACCUGACUUAUC